UUGUUACUUAAUACUUCUAUUUUAUUAAGGUUAUGGAAUAAAUUAGUUGUUGUGGACGAUCUCUUACACCAUUGUGGCAAAGGUUUGAAUGCCACCACUUUUUUGUUAUAUUUUUUGUUUGAUAAAAAUCUGAGAUUGAACAAAUAAAAAAACCUUGCAUUUGACAUUAAUACAUUUCUAAGUUACGUACAACUACAACCAUUUACAAGCUGAAUGAGGACUUUGAAAUCAGUCGUGAAAAGCUACAUCAAUGAAGUUUCUUUAACUCAUUGCCGAUCAAUUAAGUUGGGAGACAUACAAAUUACGUACAUUGCAAACAACAUCAUUAAUGGCUACGCCAAAUGCGGUCAUGUGGGAAUCGCACACCAACUGUUCGAUGAAAUGUUUCAAAGAGAUACAGUUUCUUGGAACACCAUUAUUGCUGGGUAUAUAAAUUCUGUAUGCUUCAAUCGUUCUUGGAAUAUCUUCAAUGAAAUGAGAUGGCUUAGGUUUCGGGUUGAUGAGUACACUUUUGCUAGUCUUCUCAAAGGGGCUGCUUCUAAUGGUAAGCUUAUUUGUGGGGAGCAAUUGCAUUCUAUGGUCAUUAAACUCGGGUACCAAUCCGAUGUAUAUACUGCAAGUUCACUUUUAGAUAUGUAUGUCAAAUCUAGGAGAGUUGGGGAUGCAUAUGUUGUGUUUAACAUGAUGCCAUUUCGCAGUUCUGUAACAUGGAAUGCUAUGAUUGCUGGGUUUGUGGAAAAACGUGAUUUUCAAACUGCAUUUGAGCUUUUUGAUUGUAUGGAAAAAGAGGGUAUACAGAUUCAUGAUGGGACAAUUGCCCCUUUAUUGACUUUGCUUAACGACCCUGGCUAUUACCGGUUAACUAUUCAGCUUCAUUCGAAGAUUAUCAAACAUGGGUUGAGUUACAAUAAUAUUGUAUGCAAUGCUCUUCUUACCGCAUAUUCAGAGUGCGGUUCGUUGGAACACGCUGAGAAGUUGUUCCAUGGUGGUUUUGAUUUUCAUGAUUUAGUAUCAUGGAAUUCUAUGUUGGGGGCUUAUAUUGUACAUAAAAAGGAAAGGCUUGCGAUUAAAGUCUUCUAUGAUAUGCAAGAAUUUGGUUUCGAACCUGAUAUUUAUACGUAUACAAGUAUCAUUAGUGCUUGUUUUGAUAGUGGAACACAAGCUUAUGGAAAUUGUUUCCAUUGCUUGGUUAUAAAGAAGGGGCUAGAUAGUUUCACUGCCAUAGCCAACACUCUGAUAGCUAUGUAUCUCAAGUCGAGUGGAAAAGCUAUGGCCGAUGCAAUGAGGUUGUUUGAAUCAAUAGACCAUAAAGAUUCUGUCUCUUGGAAUUCUGUUUUGACUGGGUUCUCACAGUAUGGCCUGAGUGAAAAUGCCAUAAAGUUCUUCGGGAAGAUGCGGUCACAUGAUGUUGGGAUUGACCACUAUUCUUUUUCUUCAGUCCUGAGAUCAUGUGCUGUUUUAGCUUCCCUACAUUUAGGUCGACAAGUUCAUGUUCUAGUUCUUAGAACUGGAUUAGAAUCAAAUGAGCAUGUGGCUGGUGCAUUAAUAUUCAUGUAUUCUAAAUGUGGGUUACUUGAUGAUGCUAGAAGGUCCUUUGAAGAUACCCCCAAAGACAGCCCAAUUACUUGGAACUUUAUCAUAUUUGGGUAUGCUCAACAUGGACAAGGCAAACUUGCCCUUGAUCUUUUUUAUCAAAUGACAAAAAGUAGGGUGAAACUCGACCAUGUAACCUUCGUUGCUGUCUUGACAGCUUGUAGUCACAUGGGAUGGGUGGAAGAAGGUCGACAUAUUAUUGAAACAAUGGAGUCUACGUAUGGGAUUCCACUAAGAAUGGAACAUUAUUGUUGUGCCAUUGAUUUGUUUGGCAGAGCAGGGAUGUUAGAUGAGGUGAAGGCCUUGGUAAAAUCGAUGCCAUUCGAGCCAGAUGCAAUGGUCUGGAAAACUAUCCUAGCUGCAUGUAAAAUGUGUGGGGAUGUUGAAUAUGCAUAUGAGGUAACAAGUCAUCUGCUUGAAAGUGCUCCUGAAGAGCAUUGUACUUAUGUCAUCAUGUCUGAUAUUUAUGGGCGCCUUAAGAGGUGGGAAGAGAAAGCUCAGCUGACAAGGUUGAUGAGGGAGAGAGGGGUAAAGAAGGUCCCAGGCUGGAGUUGGAUCGAGAUAAACAACGAAUCUCAUGCUUUUAAUGCCGAGAGUAGUUCUCACCCUAAUUCUUUGGAGAUUUAUGAUACUUUGGAAAAACUUAUGGAGGAAAUCGGGAUGCUAAAACUUGCCUCUAUUCCUGAGGUUUUCGUCUAGCAGCGGUCUCUUGCUGAUGAAUUCUGUGAAUGAUUGCCUGCGGCUCACUUACAUUUGCCAAGUCUAAAAUUUAAAAUGUGAUAUACGUGCAGUGGAUUGUGUGGAAGAUGGGCAUAUAAUAAACACAAGAUAAGAUUUCCACUAUUGAGAUAAAACUGGACAUAAAUGCCAUCAUUGAAGUUUGCUACUAUAUGUUCAAGGGUCGCCACGAUCACUGAUACUGGUUAUUGAUUCUGGAUCCGGACAAAGAAAGAAAUGGUGCAGGAAAGUGUUCUAGGUUCAUCCUGCCUGUGACAAUCCUAAGCUGAAGACUGAUAUUGUAAUUUCAUCUUCAUCCAUCGAGUUAUCUCCCUUCAUGUGAUAGUGUGCCACCAACUUGUAGUGAGUUCCGGUGCCAGACGAAUCGUAUAUGUUCUCAAACACAGCACUCUCCAAUGUAUCAGGAAAGAUAUCUCCU
Messenger RNA from Amaranthus tricolor (Joseph's coat), 2749 nucleotides. RefSeq names its product putative pentatricopeptide repeat-containing protein At3g25970. Gene Ontology annotation, molecular function: protein binding; RNA binding. The record is from RefSeq and is a predicted model, not a curated record. The coding region runs from base 214 to 2292 and encodes 692 amino acids. Gene Ontology annotation, biological process: RNA modification. The transcript has 4 exons. Lineage: Eukaryota; Viridiplantae; Streptophyta; Magnoliopsida; Caryophyllales; Amaranthaceae.